GUUACACUCAGCAAUACCGCCAAAUGAACGCACUGCUCAGAAACAUUCCCGCGUCCCAGUUUAGCAUUGUGGGAUUCCCCAGUAACCAAUUCGGACAUCAGGAACCGGGAGACAACGCCACAGAGAUACUUAACGGUUUACGCUACGUUCGACCAGGGGGAGGGUUCGAACCCCACCCGGACAUGCACAUGAUGCUUAAGUGUGAUGUGAACGGACCAGAUGAGAUUCCUCUCUACGCGUACCUCAAGGCAUCAUGCCCCCAACCUAGAACCGCGGAAUUCCACCCGCGCGAAAACUUCUGGGAACCAAUCAAGGCCUCGGACGUCGAGUGGAACUUUGAGAAAUUCCUCGUUUCACCAGACGGGGUACCUCUGUUCAGGUUCCGGGCCAUGGUGGAACCCAUUGACCUCAAGAAGUUGUUCAUCGCUCUUCUGUCUCCAGUGGAAGACUUAGCGGCCCAGAGACGAGAAGUGGGGAAGAUCCUAAAGGAUCUGGACGGUGAGAUCAAGAAGAGGGAGGAGGCUGCUGACGAAGAGUCUUAGAGAUCGGGAGACUUUCUUUCUUCUUCUUCUUCUUCUUCUUCUUCUUCUUCUUCUUCUUCUUCUUCUUCUUCUUCUUCU
Aplysia californica (California sea hare) is the source of this 620-nucleotide messenger RNA. Its product is annotated as epididymal secretory glutathione peroxidase. Gene Ontology annotation, molecular function: glutathione peroxidase activity. Gene Ontology annotation, biological process: response to oxidative stress. NCBI's taxonomy places the organism in Eukaryota, Metazoa, Mollusca, Gastropoda, Aplysiida, Aplysiidae. The record is from RefSeq and is a predicted model, not a curated record.